Messenger RNA from Zootermopsis nevadensis, 1117 nucleotides. RefSeq names its product tRNA-uridine aminocarboxypropyltransferase 1. Gene Ontology annotation, molecular function: tRNA-uridine aminocarboxypropyltransferase activity. The record is from RefSeq and is a predicted model, not a curated record. NCBI's taxonomy places the organism in Eukaryota, Metazoa, Arthropoda, Insecta, Blattodea, Termopsidae. Gene Ontology annotation, biological process: tRNA modification. Gene Ontology annotation, cellular component: nucleus.
AAUUGGCAGCCUUGUAAUAAUAAUGGAGCCGCUGAAACGAAUGUGUGAUGACAGUGAACCUUUCAAGGAUUUGAAGAUAGAAAAUUGGAUGAUUUUGGAUGAAGUCAGCCAAAGACAACCUUGUGUGUUGUGUAAAAAGUCUAGAAAAUAUUUUUGUUACAAUUGCUUCAUUCCAGUACAAGAUUUACAAGGCCUAGUUCCGAAGGUUAAGUUACCUAUUAAGAUCGAUAUUAUUAAACACUCACGGGAAAUUGACGGGAAGAGUACGGCAGUACAUGCAGCAGUUCUGGCACCUGAUGAUGUCAAUAUCUAUACCUAUCCGUGUAUACCAGAUUAUGGAUCAAAUGAGAAGGUAGUGCUGGUUUUCCCAGGAAAGGAUGCUGUCUCUGUUGAAAAUAUUUUUGAUUCAUUAUCGGAAAUGGAUGCUGACAAUGCUGAACCAAGACCCAAGAAAUUAAAUGUAGGUGCAAGAUUGCCUAUUACAAAGGCUGUAUUUAUUGACAGCACAUGGAACCAAAGUCGUGGUAUCUACAAAGAUCAGCGUGUGAGAGAUUUGCCAUGUAUAGUUCUGCAGUCUCGUAUCUCCCAGUUUUGGAGACAUCAGAAUGGAAGCCCACGUUGGUAUUUGGCUACUAUAGAGGCCAUCCACCAAUUCCUUGUGGAGCUCCACACUGUGGCAUGGAACAUGAAUAGCGUCAACCUCUGUGCUGAAAGUUCAGAAAUGAAAGCAACUGGAAAUGGGCAAAAAACACAAGAGAGAUCUACAUGUGUUGAGACUUCCAAAAAUAUAGACACCACAGACAGGGAUGCCAAUGCUGCAGACAGGAUUAGUCAUUUGAGUGGAACAAGUAAUGGGAAUGUUACUGGAGAACAAAGUAGCAAUCCUGAUUGGUUACGAAAUGAACACAAGAAAAUCAGUGAUGCUAGUGAAUGUUUUGGACCUUACAGAGGAGAAUAUGAUAACUUGCUUUUCUUUUUUUGUUACAUGUAUAAUAAGAUACAUAAACUCUAUGACCAUGAGGACUUGCGUGCUUACAAGCGACCAUUAAAGUGACUUUUUAAAAAGAUUUGUGAAUGUUAGUAAAUAUUUUAAUAAAUAAUACACCAGUACUUCAGA